AUGGAACAAAAUUCAAAUGAAAGAUACAUAUUUAAACCAAACUUUUUGGGGGAGGGUUCGUAUGGUAAGGUAUACAAAGCUUAUGAUACCGUGUUAAAAAAGGAAGUUGCUAUUAAAAAAAUGAAACUAAAUAAGAUUAGCAAUUAUAUAGACGAGUGUGGUAUAAAUUUUUUAAUAUUAAGAGAGAUAAAAAUAAUGAAAGAAAUAAAACAUAAAAAUGUUAUGAAUGCUUUAGAUCUAUAUUGUGAAAAGGAUUACAUAAACUUAGUUAUGGAAAUAAUGGAUUAUGAUUUAGCUAAACUAAUUAAUCGUAAAAUAUUAUUAACAGAUAGCCAAAAAAAAUGUAUUCUUUUACAAAUUUUAAAUGGUUUAAAUACUUUACAUAAAUACUAUUUUAUGCAUAGAGAUUUAUCACCAGCAAAUAUUUUUAUAAAUAAAAAAGGGGAAGUUAAAAUUGCUGAUUUUGGUUUAUCUUCUAAAUAUGCAUUUGACAUGCAUUCAGGUAAAACAGCAAAUGAUAAAUAUAGUAAAAGAGCUUUAAACUUAACAAGUAAGGUUGUUACAUUAUGGUAUAGAGCCCCUGAAUUAUUAAUGGGUAGUAACAAAUAUAAUUCAUCAAUUGAUAUGUGGAGUUUUGGCUGUAUUUUUGCUGAACUUUUAUUACAAAAGGCAUUAUUCCCUGGAGAAAAUGAAAUAGACCAAUUGGGGAAAAUAUUUUUCCUCUUAGGUACACCAAAUGAAAAUAAUUGGCCCGAAGCAAAACACCUUCCUUUAUAUACUGAGUUUACAAAAUCGAGUAAAAAAAAUUUAAAAAACAUUAUUAAAAUCGAUGAUGAUGAUUGUAUUGAUUUAUUAACUUCGUUAUUAAAAUUAAAUUCACAUGAACGUAUUACUGCAGAGGAAGCGUUAAAGCAUCGAUAUUUUUUAAACGAUCCCUUACCAUGCGAUGCUUCCCAACUUUUCAUUGAUAUGUAA
Molecule: messenger RNA, 975 nt
Organism: Plasmodium vinckei vinckei
Lineage: Eukaryota; Apicomplexa; Aconoidasida; Haemosporida; Plasmodiidae
Product: MO15-related protein kinase, putative
Exons: 1
Coding region: 1-975 (324 amino acids)
Biological process (GO): regulation of mitotic cell cycle; protein phosphorylation
Cellular component (GO): nucleus
Molecular function (GO): ATP binding; cyclin-dependent protein serine/threonine kinase activity
Source: RefSeq, a predicted model, not a curated record